This is a messenger RNA of Fomitopsis serialis, 1025 nucleotides long. RefSeq lists its product as uncharacterized. The transcript is spliced from 5 exons. Bases 117 to 734 code for a protein of 205 amino acids. Lineage: Eukaryota; Fungi; Basidiomycota; Agaricomycetes; Polyporales; Fomitopsidaceae. The record is from RefSeq and is a predicted model, not a curated record.
UCAGCGGCGCGCCCACCCCGUUGUCUCACUUCGCCUACACAGAUGGAUCCCCCCACAACAUGCGUGCUGGCUCGUAUAAUUUUGCAACGCUAAGAGGCUAAUGGUCCUUGAUCGCGAUGAAACGCGCAGCAUUAGUGGAUAUAAGCACAACGGCGACAGAAAUACUUGGUGUCGAUCCGCUCACUGGAACUAUAUGGCUUGUCACUGGCACAUCUUCAGGUCUAGGGAAAUGCCUUGUCACUUCCGUUCUCAGCCGAGGUGACUGCGUGGUCGCAACAGUGCGAAAACCAAGCAGCCUCGACGAUCUCGCGUUGACGGAGGAGCAGAAGGGCCGACUCCGAGUACUGAUUCUGGACAUCACCGACUCCGAAGAGAACAUCCGCAAGCUCAUCGGUGAGGCUUGGGUGGUCUGGGGGCGUGUUGACAUCUUAGUGAACAACGCUGGUCGCGCUUCGACUAAGGCCCUAAUGGAGGAGGGCGGAUUAGAACUCAUGAGAGCGGAAUACGAGACCAAUGUGUUUGGCACGAUGAAGGUCACAAACGCCGUCCUGCCACACAUGCGCCAACGGAAGUCGGGGCUCAUCGUGUUUCUGGGAAGCCGGGUCGUCUGGCAGGCUAACACACCCGUCGCAUCGUCUUAUAUUUCUUCCAAGGCAGCUAUACAUGGUACGUCGCCCUCUGCGUUUUCUACACCGGCACAGGACCGGACAACGAAUUCUUCCAGCCAUCAGUGAAACGCUUGCUGCCGAGGUCGCGCAAUUCGGCAUCCGCGUUCUCCUCGCGAUCCCGGGCGGCUUCCGGACGAGCCAGCUGGAUGGGGACUACACGAUGAACCACCACGUCUCCGACUAUGAUGGGUUUCGCGAAGAGAUACUCAACGCGAUGCAGGAGCGCUGGAAGCAGGCCCAGGGUGAUCCGGCGAAGGCGAUGGAGGUCCUUGUGGACGCCAUCAAGGGAGAGGGCAAGGCGGAGGGGAUGGCGACGCCGUCGUGGCUCCUCAUAGGGAAGCCGACGUUCACGCAGGC